UUCAGCCUGGUGUCAUUCCCGCAAGCAGACUUCACCGAGCUCCGGGCCAGGACGAGGGAGAGGAUCUGUGACUUGUACAGGGGACACCCCCCCGAGGAAGGAGAAUGACAGGGGGUCCCAGGGAGCUCCGCAGGCAUCUGGACUGUCCGCUCUAGCUCAUCACCGGACUGACACAUCGGGAUCGGGGGGCUUGUGACCGGAGAGAGCACCAUGCAGCACCCCCUGGAUAUCGGGGCGCACUACUUCCCCCAUGAGACGUUCGCCGACCACCGAUCUCACCGCUACCGGAGUUUCAUGAUAGAAGAGAUCCUCACCGACCACCAGGACCCCAAAAUCUCCCCUCCUACCGGGGAGCUGCUCAAGUUCGGGGUUCAGGCUUUGCUCUCUGCAAGACCCUACCACAACCACCUCGCUCUACUAAAGGCAGAGCAGGCCUCGAUCUUCAAGUUCCCCUUGGGCCAUCUUUCCUGCCCCGGCCUGGGCUCCCCCAUCAGCUCCGCACUGCUCGCAGCCAGCUCGGGCCUCCAGGGCGGGUCCGGCUCCGCCCACCACCUGCCCCUAGAACUGCACCUGCGGGGUAAGCUGGAGAGCGGGGUGUCCGAGCAAGGCAGCAAAGCCAAGAAGGGCAGGAGAAGCCGGACUGUGUUCACAGAGCUGCAGCUUAUGGGGCUGGAGAAGAGGUUCGAGAAACAGAAAUAUCUUUCCACCCCUGACAGGAUAGACCUGGCAGAAUCUUUGGGGCUUAGCCAACUACAGGUGAAAACUUGGUACCAAAAUCGGCGCAUGAAAUGGAAAAAAAUUGUUUUGCAAGGUGGGGGACUUGAAUCACCAACGAAACCCAAAGGUCGUCCUAAGAAAAAUUCCAUCCCAACCAGCGAACAGCUUUCAGAACAGGAGAGGGCAAAGGAGGCAGAAAAACAGACUGAGGACCUCCAUUCACCCUGCGAAAUUAAUCAGGAGGAGUAAAGGACCCCAUUACGGUGCCUGGGCAAAACAGCCAAAUAGCAGACUCAUAGAGAACUCAUAGACACUUAUCAUCAGAAGGAUAAAUGUCUAUAGUGGAAUAUAAGGAGCAUACUGAUCUACCUAAGAGCAAAGAAACAUUUACCAACUGUCCAGUCCCAAUAAGCUCUAAGCAUGAUGACUUGUCUCUGACUUAUCAGCACCUCCCCAGAGAGGUUCCUGUGCUUGCACUGUGGGAUUUCAGGGCACCUUGCCCUCUCACUGGUAGACUUUGCUCGUUUUAAUUAUUCUGAUUCCAGAAUGUGGAUUUUUAAUAUAUGGAAUAAAGCACUUAAACUGCAAAUUCCAGCAAUUUUUUGUUUUCCUUUUAUUUUUUUUAAAUUCGUCUGAAGAUACAGUAAAGAACAAGAGUGACUCAAUGGUUAGUAGACAAUUCUCUAAUAUUAUCUGUUCUUUAUAUUUAAUAUGAAAUUUGUUUUGUUCAUGUGUGUAUGUAAAUAUAUAUAUAUAUAUAUUAAGCAACACCAACAUUUCUAACUUUGUCUUGUACCUGUUUUAACUUUGCUAAAUUUUGUAUUUUAAAUAUAAAAAAGAUGUACAAGACAGGAGCUGCUUUUCAAUUUGAUAUUGUACCCUUACAAAACAUAGAUUUGGCUUCAUUGUCUUAAACAUGAUUGUUGAUCUAUGAUGUUGAUAGGAUGAUUUUACUAUAAGAAUAUUUUGUAUGUCCAGGGAAGGUAAGUGACUUUAGCUGGAAUUUUUUUUUUUUUAAUAUUUGCUUAUAUGCACCAAAAUAUUCCUAUAGUAAAACACAGAUCAAAUAAGCAAGGGUAACUGUCCAUGUUGCCUAAUAAACUACUAUUUUUUGCAUUUGA
Messenger RNA from Rana temporaria (common frog), 1838 nucleotides. RefSeq names its product BARX homeobox 1 (gene BARX1). The record is from RefSeq and is a predicted model, not a curated record. Gene Ontology annotation, molecular function: RNA polymerase II transcription regulatory region sequence-specific DNA binding; DNA-binding transcription factor activity, RNA polymerase II-specific. Bases 211 to 966 code for a protein of 251 amino acids. Gene Ontology annotation, cellular component: nucleus. The transcript has 4 exons. Gene Ontology annotation, biological process: regulation of transcription by RNA polymerase II. NCBI's taxonomy places the organism in Eukaryota, Metazoa, Chordata, Amphibia, Anura, Ranidae.